AUGUUGACGAGUAAUGUUAAAACUGUGCAGGUGGUGCGUGGCAAUUCCAAGAACUUCGACGAUUGGGAAAAGCUGGUAGGCGAGGAGUGGAGCUACGAGAACCUCUUGCAUUACUUCAAGAAAUCCGAAAACAAUCUCGAUGAGGAGGCGGGCGACUGGCGCUUUCACGCGACCGGCGGCCCGCAGACGGUGCAGCGCCUCCCGCACCGGGACGCCAACGUGCAGGUGCUGCAAGCCGCCUUCGAGGAGAUCGGCUUCCGCGCGGUGGACCUCAACGGCUACAACUCGGAGGGAGUAAUGAUUUCGCAGGCGUUUGCGUACGAAGGGCGCCGCAUUACGUCAUACGACGCGUAUUUGCGGAAGCCAAGAGAGGAGCGAUCCAACUUGCACGUGCACACGCACGCCCACGUGACGCGAGUCCUCGUCGAUCCAACAUACAAACAGGCCAAAGGAGUGCAGUUUAUCAACAGACAAGGAAGGCUCGUCACGAUAUUUUCGCAGCGCGAAGUCAUUCUUUGUGCUGGAGCGAUUAACACCCCCAAAAUUCUGUUCUUGUCGGGGAUCGGUCCAGGAGAUGUUCUGGGACCUCUGAGCAUCCCACAGAUCGCAGAUCUGCCAGUUGGUCGUAAUCUACACGACCACGUGAGCCAAGACGGUUUGAUUAUCCAGUUCACGAAAACCGCCCAAUUGCCGAACGAAACGAUGCGGAUUUCUCAUUUGUCGGAGUACUUGCUUCGUCAACGCGGUCCGCUCGCGGCCACUGGCCCCCAGCAACUUGUGACCUUAUGGUACUCACGGUAUGCAGACGGCGCCGCGGACGUCAUGUUCACGUUUCGUCCCAUGCCCUGCCUGGGUGAUGUUCUGCCUUAUUACAACGAAGCGGGCUACCUGGAGGCGCCGGAGGACCGCGCGACGCUGAUGGAGGCGAUGCAGCUGGCGCAGCGGCGGCUGGCGGGGGCGGGGCCGCUGCGCGACGCCGGCGCGCGCCUUCAGCAGACGCCGCUGGAGGGCUGCGAGCGCUUCCUGUGGGGGUCGGCGGAGUACUGGAGCUGCGCGGCGGCGCAGCACACGGCGCCGGGCCACGCGGCCGCGGGCACCUGCCGCAUGGGCCGCGCGGGCGACCCGCGCGCCGUGGUGGACGCGCGGCUGCGAGUGCAGGGCACCCGCGGGCUGCGCGUCGCCGACGCCUCCGUGCUGCCGCACCCCGUCGCGGGUCGCCUGCGCGCGCUCUGCCUCGCCGUGGGCGAGCGCGCCGCCGACCUGCUCAAGACGGAACACCUGCCGGCCGGGGCGACGCACGCGCAGCCCGUCUGCUCUUUCUAA
Messenger RNA from Gryllus bimaculatus (two-spotted cricket), 1323 nucleotides. NCBI's taxonomy places the organism in Eukaryota, Metazoa, Arthropoda, Insecta, Orthoptera, Gryllidae. The record is from the annotation of a GenBank genome assembly.